AUGGCGCCCAGCGAAGAUGCCGUGGUAACCAACUCAUCACCCAAACCGACCUCUGGCCUUCUCGCACCGCAUCAAGUCUCAAAAUGGACUCCCGAGACCGUCCUCUCCACCAUGGCUCCGCUAGAAAAGAAUUCGUCCUCGCCCGUUCCGUUCUUCCACCUACUGGAGCGUCUAAAGACAACCAAGCGUGAGGGCUGGCGCAGAUUCGGCAUCAACCACGGCGAAUCUAUCUCGGAUCACAUGUAUCGCAUGUCCAUCAUCACCAUGCUUUGCCCUGCCUCCCUCUCGUCUCGUCUCGACGUACCACGCUGCACUAGAAUGGCUCUGAUCCACGACAUGGCCGAAGCCCUCGUUGGCGACAUUACACCAGUCGAUGGCGUGCCGAAGUCAGAAAAGAACAGAAGAGAGGCUGAAACUAUGGACUACAUCUGCUCGACUCUGCUUGGCAAGGUUGGCGGUGGCCUUUCGGGACAGGAGAUGCGCGCUGUGUGGCAAGAAUAUGAAGACAGCCAGACUCUUGAGAGCAAGUUCGUUCACGAUGUCGACAAGAUUGAGCUUCUGCUUCAGAUGAUGGAGUACGAGCGUUCUCAUCAAGGCCGCAUCGAUCUCGGCGAGUUCUCAUGGGUCGCCCAAAAGAUCGAGUUGCCUGAAGUCAAGAGCUGGUGCAACGACUUGUUGCGCGAGAGAGAAGCUUUCUGGGCUGAGUUGAACAAGAAGCCCACAGGCAGCACCUUGAACGAGGAGCAGGAGAAGCAGCACCAACAGUAUUACAGCAAGAACGGUAGCCCAUCCGCUUGA
Molecule: messenger RNA, 798 nt
Organism: Aureobasidium namibiae CBS 147.97
Lineage: Eukaryota; Fungi; Ascomycota; Dothideomycetes; Dothideales; Saccotheciaceae
Exons: 2
Coding region: 1-798 (265 amino acids)
Cellular component (GO): cytoplasm
Molecular function (GO): 5'-deoxynucleotidase activity
Source: RefSeq, a predicted model, not a curated record